CGUUCACUGGGUUCCACAGCUUUAGUUUUUAAUCCUGAGUGAAAAUGGGUCAUAAGAGAAGGACCUGGACUGUGAGGCUCGUGCUGGUUGGGUUUAUUCUCAUUUUGUCAUGGCUCGAGAGAGCGGAAACUGGUUCUCCGUCACUGCUGGAAUCUCUCCGGUUACCUUCAGACACAGAGUAUGAGAUUGUGGCUCCGUACGAGGUGGACCGUCACGGCCGCUACGUCUCGCAUGCCAUCGCUCAUCAACAUCGCAGAAGGCGCUCUCUGGACGAGCGUGGGAUCAACCCUGCCUCCACGGCCCACUUCCGUCUCCAGGGCCUUGGUCAGAACUUCCACAUGGAGCUGCGUCCGUCCGUGGGGCUCAUCGCUCCAGGAUUUACCAUCCAAACUCUGGGGGAAAACGGCACGGAAAAGCUGGAAGACUUCCCCAGAGUUGACUUCUGCUUCUAUCAAGGGUCACUGAGGUCAGAGGUCAACUCUACGGUGGCACUAUCCACGUGUGCCGGGAUGUCAGGUCUGAUCCGCACCCAGGAGGCCGAUUACUUCUUGAAACCGCUCCUCCUGCACCAGUUGCAGCAUCAGAACUACACCGCUGUCCCUGAACACCAGCCACACAUCCUCUACAGGAUACACACACACACUCCAGAAAGCGGGGGCGGAGCCAAGCGGCGUCAACGCCGACACGGUCACCAUGGCAACUCCGGACACGGAGCACCACGGAGGCAACACUACUGCGGAAGAAGGAAGAAAUACAUGCCACAACCUCCCUCUGAAGAUGUUUACGUUUCUCCUGAUGAGUAUAAACCAGCGCCGAGAGGAAGACGAGCUGCAAUGCCAAGCAUUUAUUCCAGACUCAACGUUGAGAUGCUGGUAGUUGUGGAUCAGAAGAUGAUGGAGAACCACGGACAAGAGAACGUCACCACAUUCGUCCUCACCGUCCUCAACAUGGUCUCCACACUGUUUAAGGACAGAACGAUAGGAGGAGACAUUAACGUAGUGAUAGUGGGACUGAUCCUCCUGAGAGGAGAGCAGGAUGGGUUGGUGAUUAGUCAUCACGCUGAUCACACUCUCAGCAGUUUCUGUCAGUGGCAGUCGGCUCUGGCGGGUCGUGAAGGUCGUCGCCAUGAUCACGCCAUCCUACUGACAGGAUUGGACAUCUGCUCCUGGAAGAACGAGCCAUGUGACACACUGGGUUUUGCUCCCAUCAGUGGGAUGUGCAGUAAAUACCGGAGCUGUACCAUUAACGAGGACACAGGACUCGGACUGGCUUUCACCAUCGCGCACGAGUCCGGACACAAUUUCGGGAUGAUCCACGACGGAGAGGGAAACGUGUGUAAGAAGUCCAUAGGGAACAUCAUGUCCCCGACACUCGCAGGAGAUAACGGUCUCUUCUCCUGGUCGCCCUGCAGCCGUCAGUACCUUACACGCUUUCUCAGCACUGCUCAAGCUACGUGUCUUUCGGACGAACCGAAGGCGAUGGAGGAAUACAAAUAUCCGGAGAAACUUCCCGGCGAGCUCUACGACACCGACACUCAGUGCAAAUGGCAGUUUGGAGAAAAAGCCAAACUCUGCACACUGAGCUUCAAAAAGGACAUCUGUAAGGCCCUGUGGUGUCAUCGUGACGGACGAAAAUGCGAGACCAAAUUCAUGCCAGCGGCCGAGGGCUCCAGCUGCGGCCCUGAGAUGUGGUGCCGUCAUGGAGAGUGUGUGAAGCAAGGUGCUGAAGGUCCUCAGCCACUUUCCGACCACUGGUCCGAGUGGUCCAUUUGGUCGAGCUGCUCAAGGACGUGUGAAAAUGGAGUGAUGUACAGAGAGCGACAGUGCAACUACCACAAACAUGUGGAGGGAGGUAGUGUGUGUGAGGGCGUGUCUCGUGAGUAUAAACUGUGUAACACUUUCGACUGUCCUGCGAGUGCGAUGGACUUCAGAGCGGCUCAGUGCGCCGAGUUUAACACAAAGCCCUUCCGCGGUCUUUACUACAUAUGGAAACCUUACACACAGUUUAAAGAUCAUGAGGUGUGCAAGCUCUACUGUAUUGCUGAGGGCUACGACUUCUUCUAUGCGCUUUCCAACAAAGUCCGUGAUGGCACGCGGUGUACCCUGGACAGCAACAACGUGUGUAUCAACGGUGUGUGUGAGAAAGUGGGUUGUGAUAAAGAGCUGGGAUCGACAGCAGUACUGGACAUGUGUGGUGUCUGCAAUGGCAAAAACACUACCUGCAAACUCUACAAAGGCCGAUACACCAAGCAACACUAUUCCAACCAGUACUAUGGAGUGGUCACUUUACCACCGGGUGCCCGUAGUAUUCGUGUGAUGGAGUCAAACUCCUCCAGAUCUUUUCUUGCCCUAAGGAACACACACAGGAAAUACUAUCUAAAUGGUCACUGGAAAGUGGACUGGCCUGGACGUUACUCCUUUGCAGGAUCAGUGUUUGACUACAAACGACCCUAUAACGGUCUUGAGAGUCUGACCUCGACAGGGCCCACCAGCGAAGCUCUAGUGGUAGAGAUCCUGCUGCAGGGUUCGAACCCAGGUGUGAGGUGGGAAUACACGCUAAACAAAACCAAGAUGGAGAAAGCAACCAAGCCCAAACACAAAUACACGUGGGCUGUGUUUCAUGGCGAAUGCUCUGCUACCUGUGCCGGAGGCGAGAUGAAAACAAAGGCAACGUGUUAUAAGGAUCAGCGAGUCCAAGUGAACACGUCCUACUGUAACCCCAAAACCCAUCCCAAAAUCGGCACCGUUUCCUGUAACACCCAACCCUGCCCUCCCAGAUGGAGUGUGGGAGACUGGCAUGUGUGUAGUCGUACGUGUGGUUCGGGGGAACAGAGUAGGCAGGUGCAGUGUGUUCAGACAGCGAGUCACACUCGGGUAAAGGUGUUGAGUGACGAUCAGUGUGUUCAGCCUCCACCUGCACGCAUACACACUUGUAACACACACACCUGCCCACCCACAUGGAGUGUUGGCACCUGGACACAGUGUUCACGUAAAUGUGGUAAGGGUGUGCAGAGAAGGGCAGUGACGUGUGUGCGUAGAACACCGGGAUCGCGUGACCUUGUUCUCCCAGACAGUGAGUGUGUGCGUCUGACUAAACCACACAGCAUGGAGAACUGUGUACUAAAACCCUGCCCAAGAACACACACCACACACUGGAGCCUCACUCACUGGCAACAGUGUUCAGUGACAUGUGGUGAAGGUGUACAGAUUCGUUCUCUGCAGUGUGUGGAGAAAGAUGUGACAGGGAAACACAGAACCCUGAUGGAGAAGAAGUGCCAACACACACCCAAACCUUCAGCCGAGCUUCAGAGAGUGUGUGUUAAACCUGACUGCAUCGACACACACCGCUCUCACACACCACAGUGGUACACAUCAACCUGGUCUCAGUGUACAGUGUCGUGUGGUGGUGGUGUCCAGCUCCGCUCUGUUCAGUGUCUCCUACACAGACGCCCUUCGUCCACUUGUUCCCUUCAUGUGAAACCGGCUGCGUCUCAAAUCUGUAACACCAACUUCUGCCUUCAGCAGCACAGAGACAUCUGUAAGGACUCGUACAGUUGGUGUCACCUGGUGCAGCAGCACGGAGUGUGUAACCAUCACCUGUACAGGAGGCAGUGCUGUCUUUCCUGCUCAAACACCAACUUCUGAUCUAUAUUAGCAAAUAAAAAAUUAUGGAUUAGCAUGUUAGCAUGUCAGACGCGAACACACAGACACACCCAGCCACCCACCCCAACACACACACACACACAUGCAGAGCAUGUGCAUCUGUAGUGUGUUUGGAGCAGCUCAGAGACGCAGGGAUGUGUGGACUCGUGUUGAAGAUGGACAGAGACAGAAAGAUCUCUGCAGUCCCUGACAUCAAGGGUUUAGUGUGAAGAAUUAGGACAUGCCCAUUUCUUGGGAGUGUGUGACAGGAUGCGAGGACUUUCGCAGUUUUGCAUUUGCACAUAAGAUAUAAAAGUGACUGCCUGCUUUUUUGGAAAAUUAUGUUUGGAGAACGUAGAGCUUUUG
This is a messenger RNA of Tachysurus vachellii, 4007 nucleotides long. Its product is annotated as A disintegrin and metalloproteinase with thrombospondin motifs 16. The transcript is spliced from 23 exons. The record is from RefSeq and is a predicted model, not a curated record. NCBI's taxonomy places the organism in Eukaryota, Metazoa, Chordata, Actinopteri, Siluriformes, Bagridae. The coding region runs from base 45 to 3644 and encodes 1199 amino acids. Gene Ontology annotation, biological process: proteolysis; extracellular matrix organization. Gene Ontology annotation, cellular component: extracellular matrix. Gene Ontology annotation, molecular function: metalloendopeptidase activity.